AUGUUUUCAAAUUUCCAUUCCAGUCUUUCAAAAGACCUUUCAUUUAUUUUAUAUGAUUCUGAUGAUUAUAAUGUUAUUAUUCAAGUUGGUGAAAAUCAAAAUAUGAAAGAAUUUCGUGCACAUUCAGUUAUUUUACGUGCUCGUUCUACUUAUUUUAAAGGGGCACUAUCAAAUUAUUGGAUUACGAAAGAAAAUGAUAUGAUUAAGUUUUUUAAACCAAAUGUUACACCAAUUGUUUUUGAUAUGAUUUUAAAAUAUAUUUACACUGGUGAGCUUAAUUUAAAUAAGCAAUCGAGUGAAGAUAUUCUUAAAUUGUUAGUUGCAUCUGAUGAAUUACUUAUUGAUGAAUUAUUCGAAUAUGUUCAAAACUAUUUAAUUGAAAGACGAAAUAGUUGGAUACGACAAAAUUUUGUUCACGUUCUUCAUACUGUGUCUAAAUUUAUUCGUUGCAAAAAAUUACAAAAUUAUUGUCUUGAAACUAUUUGUGAAGAACCGGAACCAUUUAUAACAUCAAAAAAUUUUCUCUCAUUAGAAAAAGAUAUUCUUUAUAGCCUACUUGAGCGAGAUGAUCUACAAAUUAAAGAAAUCGAUGUUUGGGAUUAUUUAGUUAAAUGGGGUAUUGAACAAACUCCUGGUUUGGGAAGUGGGAAUAGUGAUAGAACAAAAUGGAAUAAUGAGAAUUAUGAAUCAUUAAAGAAAACAUUAUGUCAAUUUAUUCCACUUAUUAGAUUUAUAGAACUUUCUAAUACAGAUUUUAUAGAUAAAGUUCAACCUUAUAAGGAUAUUAUUCCAAAUCAUAUUUAUGAGGAAGUUAAAAACUUUUAUUAUAAAAAUACCUUACCAAAAACAAUAACUUUACCAUCUAGAAUAGGAAAAUUUGAAUCAAAAAUUAUCAAACCAAAACUUGCAAAUAUUAUAGUUAAUUGGAUUAAUAAUAAAAAAUCUCGUACUAUAAAUGAUUCAUAUUAUAAAUUUAAACUUGUUUACCGUGGUAGUAGGGAUGGUAUGAAUAGUAAUUCAUUUAGAAAUAGAUGUAGUGGUAGAGUAGCGAGUUUGGUUUUAAUUAGGGUUCAACCAUCGGGUAAGAUUUUUGGGGGGUAUAGUUCAAUUGGGCUUAGUUCAAUUGGAGAUAAUUAUUCUAUUGGUGAAUAUGGGUUUAAAUUUUAUGAAGCGUCAGAUAAUUUUAUUUUUUCGUUCGAAAAUAGUAAAGAUACUCAAAAUAUGAAAAUAAGUCGAGUAGUAAAUCAUUCUAAAGCUAUAUUAGAUUAUACGGCGGGAUUUAAUUUUGGACGAAGUUCAUUGUGUAUGUCAGAUCAAAAUUUGUAUUUAAGUAAUUAUUAUGGGAAUUAUGAAAAUAAUUUAAAUACAAACACAAUUUAUAAUAUUGAAGAAAUUGAAACAUUUAUCGUAUCUAAGCAAUAAUUUCAUUUAUU
Molecule: messenger RNA, 1433 nt
Organism: Rhizophagus irregularis DAOM 181602=DAOM 197198
Lineage: Eukaryota; Fungi; Glomeromycota; Glomeromycetes; Glomerales; Glomeraceae
Source: RefSeq, a predicted model, not a curated record